AUGGAGAAUCUACUAAACAAGGACGAGGAGAGCUAUGCUCACAAGUAGGUUUUUAUGAGAUUGUGGUAUAUUUUGGUAUGUUGAUGGUAUAAUGCUAUUUAUAUUUUAUUUUGUACUUGUUUUAAGAUACUUACGAAGUUUCUUAGAGUUACGAUUGUUUUUAUACCUAAAAUUUUGAGCCACUACUGUUUUAACGUCUAAAACAAUAUAAAACCAUUAAAUUAACCAUGACCUGUUCAGAGAAGCAAAGCUAGUAGCCUUCUGGGCCAUUGCCAUUUCCACUGUUGCUGUUGUCGUAUGUAUGAUUGCUUUGCCAGCCACUUUCAACUGGAUGUACACAUUGGGCAAUGAGGUGACGUUAGAAUCAGAAGUUUGCAAAAUCAGAGUCCGCGACAUGUGGAGAGAGUUGUAUCAGAUGGGCAAAAACGGACAAUUGCCUAAGGCAAGACUACAGAGACAAAAGAGAGGAUGGUUGUUUGGCAACUUUGUACCUGACACCGAGACGAUGGGCGUUCAGGUCAGCAAAGAGGUAAGAAGAACAUUUUUUGAAUGAACAGUGAAGAAAUUGUGGAUAAUAUAUUUAAAAUUGGUCAUGUUUUAUUCAGAACUACAACAACAUCACAGUAAAGUAGAAACCUAAAUUACUGACUUUACUUAUUUCAGGACAUUGAAGAAAGCACAGAUCCAAAAGACCAAAAGGAUGAAGAAGAAAGCACUGCCACUUUCGAAGAGAAGCCAGAGACUACAGAAUCAGAAGACAACGAUGACUCAGAAGACGAGAAGCAGCCAGAAGAAUCCACAGAAGAGUCAGAGAAGGAAGAAGAAUCCGAAUCCUACGCUACAGGACCACCAGGUGCUCUAUCCAACGCCCAAUGUGCUUGUCGCAAACACGGACCACCUGGCCCACCAGGACCACCUGGAGACGAAGGUAAAGAUGGUAUUGAUGGUGCACCAGGACGUUCUGGAAACACUGGCCGUGAUGGUAUCGUACUCGCUGCUGACCAACCACUUAACGAGCCAUGUGUCAUCUGCCCAGUAGGACCACCAGGACCACCUGGAGUACAAGGACCAAAGGGACCAUCGGGACCACGUGGAUCUCACGGAAACAAUGGAAUCGACGGAAAGAGAGGAGAGCCAGGCAUGGUUGGCCCACCCGGUCCUCCAGGCCCUACUGGUCCAACUGGUGCUGCCGGAGCUCCAGGUAUUCCAGGAAGAGUGCUGAGAGUUGAAGGACCACGCGGACCACCUGGAGCUCAAGGACCUAAGGGAGUACGUGGAUUGCCUGGAUGUCAAGGAGAAAUUGGCGGUACUAAGGUUGGACCUAAAGGAAAAUCUGGACAGGUAAGCUUUUUAUAUGAUAAUAGGUAUUAUCAAACCUUAAAAGACUAGGAGUAUUAGUUUUAUAAUCAUAAUUAGUAAUCCCAACAAAAAUAUCAAGGUAGAUAAGCAAGAGUAUAAAAUAUAAAAAAUCAAUUAUAACUUUUAGCCCGGCCGCCCAGGAAGAGACGGAAGAAGAGGAUCGCCAGGAGAACCAGGUCUACCUGGCUCACGAGGUCUUAGCGGAGACUGUCAACACUGCCCACCCCCACGAACUCCUCCAGGCUAUUAA
Bursaphelenchus okinawaensis is the source of this 1609-nucleotide messenger RNA. The record is from the annotation of a GenBank genome assembly. NCBI's taxonomy places the organism in Eukaryota, Metazoa, Nematoda, Chromadorea, Rhabditida, Aphelenchoididae.